AAUUAAAUAGAAAUAAUUCGUGUUACAUAGAGUCAAUCAUUGGUUUCUUCGGAAAUCAUCUAACAGUGAUGGACUUCCAAAAAAUAUGCCGCUUGUGCUGUGAGGAAAGGUCAGAAAUGCAGUCGCUUUUUGCUGAGCCUGAUCGGCAUCUUUGGAUAGACGUUUUUUCCCGGAUUCUUUGCAUACAGCUUGAACAAAAUGAUGGUUUACCGCAAAACAUUUGCGCAAACUGUAUGAUGGUAAUGGAAAACAUUCAGGACACCAUCGAACAGUUUCGGUCGAAUGACAAACUUCUGCGGGAAAAAUUACGUUUGGCCUUUGUACCCGCUGUAAAAGUUGAAGCAAUUGAUACAGUUGAUGAUGCGUCCGGUGAUAUUUUCCAAAUAGAAUUAGAUACUGAGACAAUUAAAGAUGAGCCCGAUUCAUCGCAGAACGAAGACAAAUCUGAUGCAGAAGCAUCGAGCAGCGCCACCGCCAGUGCCUCGGAGGCAGAAUGUAAGCUAACAGAUUCCUGUGAGUCACAGGAGAGUCAACCCGUAAAGAAGAAGGGAAAACACCGGUUGAAGAAAGAGAAGAGACAAGAGAAUCAACCUGUAAAACAGCCAAGAAUGUACUGGGCGGAAGAACCCAUCUGGGUGUACGGCAGUGACGGCCGCAGGCGGCCCAGACGUGAUCCAAAUCUUCCCCGAGUUAACGACUACAAGUGCUACAUUUGUAAGAGCGAAUCGCUUGGCUCCAAUGCGGCACUACACAAUCAUUUAUUUAUCCACACUGAUCAACUGCCGUACACAUGCCAGAUUUGCGAGAAGGAGGUCGUCGUUAUCGAAAAUAUUUCUACCCUUAACAUUCAUAAGCGCAUGCACGAGUUACCGGUCAAAUGUGACCAGUGUGACCGGCGCUAUUCCACGAAAUACACCUACGCCCAGCAUGUGCAGCGGGAUCAUUCGGGUGGAAACGUUCCUUCCCAGUGCGGGAUCUGUAACAAAGUGUGCCCUUCAAAGGGGUCGCUGCAAUAUCACAUGUUGACGCACACCAAAGCCGUCAGCUGCGAGUACUGCGGCAAGAUGAUGAGCCAGAAGCACAAACUUGAACUGCACAUAAGGCGAAAGCACCAAACCGAGUCGACGAAAGUUGAAUGUGACAUUUGUCACAAGUUCCUCAAGAGCGUGGAUUCUCUGAGGACGCACACCAAAAUCUAUCACUUGAAUCAAGAGUUCAAAUGUAAAAUAUGCGAUAAAAGUUACGCUGCGGAGACCUCGCUCCGGUAUCACGAAAAGAAGCAUAAGGAAAAUCCGAACUACAAGUCGAGUAAAGACUGGAAAAAGUACUACACUUUUGUCGAAGCUGAUUCUGGUCAGAAUAGCAGUGGGCGACUGAAACAAUGCAACAUAUGCCACGAGGUGGUUAAAUCCAUUGGCGUGCAUCUGAAAAACAUGCACUUCAGCGAUCCGUUUUGCUGCAAACUUUGCGAUGCCGCCUUCAAGCGGAAGGAAUUCUACGACAUGCACAUGCUAGAGCAUAAACACGGCAAAAUGUUCCAGUGUCCGAUCUGUAAUAGGGAAUUUUACAUGAAGCGACUGCUGCUCGCUCAUCUCAAAACUCAGAAACACCGAAACCAUCCACUGGCGCAAAACUUGGACUGGUUGUACGAGAAGGAAUUGGACGUUAGGCAGCUGUUGAUAUCCGAUCCCAUCACCAGCAACAGCAGUGCGGCAGCUGAGGCGACGGAAAUCGCAACCGCAACGUCUAGUGUUGCAGAUGCGGGCGUUUGAAACGCUAUUCUCCUUUUUAUUGAACACAUGUUUGACUCAGUAAUCCAGUUGAGGAGCGCGGAAUUUUAGGUAAGCAUAUAAUCUCUACCAUUAUUAUUUUAGGAAUACACAGUUAUAGAGACUUUAGGGAAAAUAAUUCCUCUCAAGGAAGCGGAUCCUUUUUAAUGGACACAAACAGAAAUGUUAUUUUGCGUUAGCAAUGGUUACCGCAUAUAGAAAUAAACUUCAUAAAAAGCAAUUUAGCGAAUAA
Sabethes cyaneus is the source of this 2022-nucleotide messenger RNA. RefSeq names its product zinc finger protein 39-like. Gene Ontology annotation, molecular function: zinc ion binding; chromatin insulator sequence binding. The coding region runs from base 69 to 1772 and encodes 567 amino acids. Lineage: Eukaryota; Metazoa; Arthropoda; Insecta; Diptera; Culicidae. Gene Ontology annotation, biological process: regulation of transcription by RNA polymerase II. Gene Ontology annotation, cellular component: chromosome; nucleus. The record is from RefSeq and is a predicted model, not a curated record. The transcript has 4 exons.